AUGGGGCCGCUGCCGCCGCGGUCGCCCCGGCGCAGGGGGCCCGGGUUGGGGGGAGCCCUCCUGGGGGCCGCCCUUCUUGGGGGAGUCCUGCUGGUGGCUCACGCCGACCCCGACCCUCACCGAGACGGGGCCGAGCCGUGCCGAGCCUGCCGCGGCCUCGCCGACAGCUUCAUCAGGGGCCUGGAGCGGACAGAGCAUGAGGGCUUCGGUGGGGGUAACACAGCCUGGGAGGAGGAGAAGCUGUCCAAGUACCAGCACAGUGAGACUCGUCUUCUGGAGGUACUAGAGGGAGUCUGUGCCCCCUCAGACUUUGCCUGCCACCAACUGCUGGAGCGGAGUGAGGAGCACGUGGAGCAAUGGUGGUUCCAUGAGCAGCAGCAGCACCCUGACUUUUUCCAAUGGCUGUGUGUGGACAGGCUGAUGCUUUGCUGCCCACCUGGCACCUACGGCCCGGACUGCCGGUCCUGUGCCGGUGGGCCCCGGCAGCCCUGCAGUGGCAACGGGCAAUGCGAUGGCGAUGGCACACGCCGCGGCACCGGCCUCUGCGUCUGCAGCCCGGGCUAUGGUGGCCCCUUUUGUGCUGAGUGCGGUGACGGCUACUAUGAGGCCUCACGGAACAAGAGCCACCUCGUGUGUGCUGAGUGCUACCAGGCAUGCGGGCGCUGCACGGGGCCUGAGGACUCCAGCUGCCUUCGCUGUAAGAGGGGCUGGGUGCUGCAUGAGCACCGCUGCAUCGACAUAGAUGAGUGUGGCACAGAGAUGGCCCAUUGCCGAGCCAACCAGUACUGCGUCAACACAGAGGGCUCCUAUGAAUGCCGAGACUGCUCCACGGCUUGCAUUGGCUGCAUGGGUGCCGGGCCAGCUCGCUGCAAGAAAUGCAACAAGGGCUACUGGCGGGACGGAGCCAAGUGCCUGGAUGUGGAUGAGUGUGCCAGUGCUGAGGAGCCAGUGUGCACAGGGGUGCAGGAGGUGUGUGAGAACACAGAGGGCAGCUACCGCUGCGUCUGUGCCCAAGGCCACAUCCGCCGAGACGGGCAGUGCGUUGAGGACAAGCCCCCUGAUGCCCCAGAGAAGGGCUUCUUUGAUGACGUGACUGAUGACGAGGUGGUGGUGCUGCAGCAGAUGUUCUUUGGUGUGAUGAUCUGUGCCCUUGCCACGCUGGCUGCCAAGGGUGACAUGGUCUUCACCGCCAUCUUCAUUGGUGCCGUGGCCGCCAUGGCCGGCUACUGGCUCUCUGACCGCAGUGAUCGUGUCCUCGAUGGCUUCAUGAAGGGCAGAUAGCUCUGGAGCUGCUGGGUGAAAGCUGAGGGACAGACUCAGCUUGGGGUGCAGGGCCUCCCCCAAGCAGGGCUGGCUGCCAAGGCUGCAUCCUGCACAUGAUGCUAUGCCCUGCAUGCAUCCUCCAGCCCCCCCUUAGUAUAGGGUCUUGUUUUCCCUGUCCCUGCAGAAUGAGCCAGGAGUACUUGAUCCUGGGGGCUCCCACACAGCCCCCUCUGGCUGGAGGGGUGAUGCCAGGCAGUGCAGCAUCGUGUGGAGGGCACAGCAUGCUGCCCCCAGCUCCUCGUGCUCUGGAGGAGAAGCCUGGCAUUGUGACAGGUGAGGGGAUGGAGGGGCAGGUGAGGGAGGGAACCUGCUAUCUGCUCUCAGGCUGGGGCUCCUGGCCCUCUAGAACUCCCCUCCUGUGAGGCCAUUCCCUGUGGGAGAGUGGGGG
Molecule: messenger RNA, 1711 nt
Organism: Cinclus cinclus
Lineage: Eukaryota; Metazoa; Chordata; Aves; Passeriformes; Cinclidae
Gene: CRELD1
Product: cysteine rich with EGF like domains 1
Exons: 10
Coding region: 1-1281 (426 amino acids)
Molecular function (GO): calcium ion binding
Source: RefSeq, a predicted model, not a curated record